Molecule: messenger RNA, 3732 nt
Organism: Pseudopipra pipra
Lineage: Eukaryota; Metazoa; Chordata; Aves; Passeriformes; Pipridae
Gene: CD164
Product: CD164 molecule
Exons: 7
Coding region: 86-805 (239 amino acids)
Cellular component (GO): cytoplasmic vesicle
Source: RefSeq, a predicted model, not a curated record
CGCGCGGAGGGUGCGCGCAGGCAGCGGGAGCGGGAGCGGGAGCCGGAGCCGGAGCCGUAGCCACUCGUUUCUCCGCACCACCGCCAUGGGCCGGACACUCACGUUCUCCCUCGCCGCCCUUUCCCUGGCGUGCUGCCUCUGCGAGCUGGCCGUGGGCGUCGCGCAGAGCGGCGGCAACGCGCCCGUCGACGUCUGUGGGAACUUCUCUGACUGCGAUUCGUGUAUUGCUAAUGGCACAGAUAUAGGAGUCUGCAUGUGGAUCACAUGUAAAGGUGAAGAGAUGUGUGUAAAUGAAACAGAAGCAUCUGUGAAGGCUGAAGAAUGUUCACCUGUACGACAGUGUUCCUCACAUACUAAAGCUGAGAGUACCUACAUCCAGCAGCAGCUCUCGGAACAGGAAGCUUUAGCUUCCAGUACUACUGUACCACCUUCCGUUGCUACCGCAGCGUCUUCCAAUGCUACCACAGCAUCUUCCAAUGCUACCACAGCGUCUUCCAAUGCUACCACAGCAUUCUCCAAUGUGACCACAACCAGUUCUGCUACCACAGCUCAUACUACUAUAGCUAAUGUCACCAAUGCAACUACACAUGCUCCUCUGCCUACAACUACCGUUACUUCACCUACCACAACACCUACUACUCCAGGUACGAGUGCUACUGUGACUCCUGCACCUGCUGCACGCAAAUCUACAUUUGAUGCUGCAAGUUUCAUAGGUGGAAUUGUCCUUGUUCUGGGUCUGCAGGCUGUUAUUUUCUUUCUGUACAAAUUCUGCAAGUCAAAAGACCGAAACUAUCACACACUUUAGGAUCUGCCACUUUGUAUUGGACUAGUAGCCCAACACCUGUAGUUCACUGAACCAAAAUAUUUUCUGUUGCUCAUGGAAGACAGCAGUUCAUAAUAUCCUUUAAAUCUCUAAAAGAAGACUUUAAAUGAAUAUUUUUGCAACAUUAUACUUGGCAAGAGGUGAUAUGAAUCUCUUCAACAGGAUUACUUGCAAUAUGCUGCAUGGGUUCUAAUGGCUGUUUUAUUUUCCUUUAGUGGCUGCUGCUGUGGGACUUUUCUUGAUAUGCCAAAUGUAGACGUUCAGAGAUUCUUAUUCAGUGGUAACACUGUUGAGUAGACAAUCUCAUGAUGACUUAUUGUGAAGGCUGAUUUAAUCCACAUUUGAUACAAUAUCCCUUCAGUUCUAUCAAAAUGUGAAUUAUUGGUGACUAAAUUCAGGGAGUGAAAUAGCGUUUAUACUAGCUUAUGGCUCUUACAGCAUGUUGCUAGAAAGAUGAACAAAAAUGUAGAAUUAGAUAAUGUGUUAAUAGAAUAACAUAAGCCUUUUUAUUUUUUUUACACAAGAAUAAGGUUGCUUCAUAAAAUAGUUCAUUCCAAACAGAAUUUCUAUGCCCUUCUCAAUUAAUGUUAAGGGUGGAUGUAAGGAUAAUUCUUCUAAUAGGAAAAAAAAUAUUAGUGCCUUAAAGACUAAAUUUCAGUAGGCUGCAAACGUGUCCCACCUAUCUCAAAGAUAAAUAAAACUUUUAAUUACUAGCUUUACAUAGAAAAAUAGAAUACAUGUGACUUGAGCAUUCCAGUUUAAAAAAUUUUUCACUAGAAUAACUGUCCCUUAUUGACCUUGUUUUAUAGUGAGGAGCAUGGUACAGUGAUGUUCAGCUACAAACAGAAGCUUUGACUUGUUUACCUUUUGUUCUGACCUACAAAGACCAACCAUAAAACUAGUGAUAAAACGCAGUUCACUCCCGGUAUAUAAAGGCAAGAACUCACAUUUAUACUUGAAAUACUGAUGUUUAGGAAGUCCUGAGGUUUUUGUUGUUCAAAUGGUUCUUAAACUCAUUGCAGUUAAUUUCAGGGGUUUGGGUUGUUGUUUUUUUCUUUUUUACUCUCCUGUAUGUCUGCUUGCUGACGGAGUAGUUAAGGGUAGUUCAGAGGAUCUGCUGAUUUGAUCCUAGUCUGGGUUGCUGUAGUCCUGUGACUGCAGGCUACACCUUUUUUUCUUUCCUCUUCCCACUUCCUGGCAUCAGGUUUGUGUCUCCCUGCAGUGAACUGGUUAAGGAGAUCUAUUCAGCCAAGUAGUUGGUUUUUUUACUUGGCUGGAUCAGCCGUGUGAUCUGAGUAUCAAAGGUACGUCAUCUCCAAUGCAGACUGACUUGAGCACCUGCGAAAAUAAACCCACAGGAAAAAUGGAAGUAAAGAUAAAAUCAAGUGGUGUAUGUAGCACAUAGUGCAUAGCUUCUGAUGAUAUCCCUUGAUCAUCAGUUUUGGGAUAAUCUGUAGUACUGUCUUAUUAGCUCUGACUUGACUGGAACUUGGCACCCAAAACAAAAUAGCAUCAAUAGCAGAUAAUACUCAUGGCAAUGGAACUUGAAAUAUGAAGCAAAUUAAGUGCACUUCAGUUGGAAAUUUAAAGUGUACCGUGUCGCUUUCUUAUGUUCUUUUAGUUUGAAUGGCAUUGUUUCUGUUAUGCUGCAUAGAAAACUCAAAUUGCUACAAAAUGCAGAGGUUACUCAGCAGUACUGUAUCUUUGAGUUCAUUAGCUUUUGGUUUUCUAAACAAAACUAAGACAAUCAGCUCAGGUUUAUGAAAACAGCAGUGAGCAGCCAGCUUCCAGCAACAAUAUAUGUGUGAGUUAGAUGAUAUAUCCUUGGCCUUAUUGUGAAAUCACUUAAAUCUGUCCUUUCCCUAUUUAAGAGCUGUUUUAUUCCAUUUGUUUCAAACAAUAUCCAUGAGCUUGUGUUCUGUACUUUGAAGUGAACGAAGUACUCUUCUAAAAUAUGACAGUUCGCUUUUAGCUCAGCAAAGCAAACUAUGCCUAAUGUAUAAUUUUUGGCCUCAAAGGGCUCUCUUUUGGGAAACUUGCAGAAAAGUCCUGAAGAACACUUCACAGCAUUGGCACAAAAAGAGUUGCUUUGUAAAAUGUUGCUGAAAUGCUUAUUCAUGAGAUAUGCUGAUCCUGAUUUAGGUUGCUGAUAAAGUAUGCUGGUAAAGCGAACUAAAAAUAGUGUUUAAAGUGCCUUAAAAUUGCUUAAUCGUUUGCCUCAAAUUUUGUUUAAAAGGGGAGAAAGGAUACCUUGCCUUAGUUACUAAAUUUUCUGUGGUGCCAGCAAUUGCUAUUUUCCAAGACUCUAAGAAACCCAGGAUCUCUGACAUGUUCAGAUGCCUAUCUGAAAAACUCAAGUUUGUGCUAUAUCAGUUUAGUCAUGUUCCAAAGGGCCUGCACUACACACCUCUUGCUCAUUAGCCUUACCAGCAAGGUAUAAGUCCACAGGUUAGAGUUGUGGCUGGAAUUGUUUCCCUUUUAGUUGUUUGUGGGGAGGGGAGGCUGGGUUAUACAUCUUCACCAUGUGCUUGGCUGCCUCACUGUUGAAAGUAAUUACUCCUUUGUGAAAUGGCAGUAUCAGCUGAUCUGUGCUGUGUAGUAGCAAAAAACCUGAAGUAACAACUUGCAGUUUUUCUUGGCCUUGUGUUUUGAAGUGGAAGGUAACUCAUAGAUCUGUAGUUGUACUUGCCCCUUAAUCACUGAAUUGUGAUUUUAGGCACUGAAUUGUAGUGACUCUUCAAGUUACCUGGCUUUUUCUUGAGGCCAACUUGUGCAGAUAUCAAGCUGUUACCUUUUGAAUGUUCUCUGCAAGCGUUGCUGUAAAAGUUUGUAUUUUGUCUUCAGUGGAAGAAAACUGAAGCAGUUGUAAUCGCAAAACCAAAUUGAUAAAUAAAAUCUGUUGAAUGGAA